GCGGCCCGGGAACAGGGAUAAGUAGGACGGCGGCCGCGGCGACUGGGGGUGCGGGGUGGAGCGUGCCCUGUAUUUUCUGUACGGGUUCCGGGGCUCGGUAGAGGCGCGCCGAGAAGACAGGAAAGUGCGGCGGCCCUGGAACCUGGAUAUGGCGCGAGAUUUGUGACGCCAAAGGAAAUCUCUGACCUCAGCUGUGGCUCUCAGUGCUGGGAAGAAGACAACUUCAUGUCUGAGUGUACGAGCAGGAGUUUGCCAUGGAGAGCUUGGGGCUGCAGACGGUGACCCUCAGUGACGGGACGACGGCCUACGUACAGCAAGCUAUCAAAGGAGAGAAGCUUCUUGAAGGGCAAGUGAUCCAGCUCGAGGAUGGGACCACUGCAUACAUUCACCAAGUGACAGUGCAGAAAGAACCUCUUUCCUUUGAGGAUGGACAGCCCGUGCAGCUGGAAGAUGGCAGCAUGGCCUACAUACACCGCACACCCAAAGAGGGCUAUGACCCCAGUGCCCUGGAAGCCGUCCAGCUGGAAGAUGGCUCCACUGCCUACAUUCACCACCCCGUGGCUGUGCCAUCCGACAGCACCAUCCUGGCCGUGCAGACAGAGGUGGGCUUGGAGGACCUGGCCACAGAGGAUGAUGAGGGCUUCAGCACGGACACAGUGGUGGCCCUGGAGCAGUACGCCAGCAAGGUUCUGCAUGACAGCCAGGCUCCCCAUAAUGGCAAAGGACAGCAGGUUGGGGACAGAGCAUUCCGCUGCGGCUACAAGGGCUGUGGGCGUCUCUAUACCACCGCUCAUCACUUAAAGGUGCAUGAGAGAGCUCAUACAGGUGACCGUCCAUACCGGUGUGAUUUCCCCAGCUGUGGAAAGGCCUUUGCCACAGGAUAUGGGCUGAAGAGCCACGUGCGCACCCACACUGGUGAGAAGCCAUACAAGUGCCCAGAGGAGCUGUGCAGCAAGGCCUUCAAGACCUCCGGAGACCUGCAGAAGCACGUCCGGACCCACACCGGUGAACGCCCCUUCCGGUGUCCCUUUGAGGGCUGUGGCCGCUCCUUCACCACGUCUAACAUCCGCAAGGUACAUGUGCGCACCCACACGGGCGAGCGGCCCUACACCUGCCCCGAGCCCCACUGUGGCCGUGGCUUCACCAGUGCCACCAACUACAAGAAUCACGUGCGCAUCCACACAGGGGAGAAGCCAUACGUUUGCACGGUGCCAGGCUGCGGGAAGCGCUUCACCGAGUACUCAAGCCUCUAUAAGCACCAUGUGGUGCACACACACUGCAAGCCCUACACCUGCAGCACCUGCGGCAAGACCUACCGGCAGACCUCUACCCUGGCCAUGCACAAGCGCAGCGCCCACGGCGAGCUGGAGGCCACGGAGGAGAGCGAGCAGGCCCUUUAUGAGCAACAGCAGCUCGAGGCCGCCUCUGCAGCCGAGGAGAACCCGCUACCCAAACGACCCCGCAUUGCUUACCUGUCGGAGGUGAAAGAAGAGGGUGAUGACAUCCCUGCCCAAGUGGCUAUGGUGACCGAGGAAGAUGGGGCCCCCCAGGUGGCUCUGAUCACUCAGGAUGGUGCCCAGCAGGUCAGCCUGUCACCAGAAGACCUGCAGGCACUGGGGAGUGCCAUCAGUAUGGUGACCCAGCACGGCAGUACCACCCUCACCAUUCCUAGUCAUGAUGAUGACCUUGCCACAUCUGGCACACACACAGUCACCAUGGUCAGCGCCGAUGGCACCCAGACGCAGCCCGUCACAAUCAUUACCUCUGGGACUGUGGUGGCUGAGGACUCAAGUGUAGCAUCCCUUCAUCAUCAACAGGUGGCGUUGUUAGCCACAGCCAAUGGAACUCAUAUUGCAGUGCAGCUGGAGGAGCAGCAGACCUUAGAGGAGGCCAUCAGCGUAGCCACUGCUGCCAUGCAGCAAGGGACUGUGACCCUGGAGACCACAGAUUCGGAGAGCGGCUGCUGAGCCCGAGAGGGCUGGGUCCCACACCAUGUUGGAAGAGGUGCCAUGCCGUACAGGCAUCCUUGCCUCCAAGGGCCCAGGCUGUGGCUGACACGUGGAAGGUGGCCACACAGGUCUCUAGGGCAAGAAGGCAGCAGGAAAAUGGCCUGAAGGGCACAGGGGUCCUGCCCAAGAGAAGGGCCAAGCAGCUGGAAUCGGGGGAGUGUGUCAUCCUCAGGAGCUAAGGAGGACAAGCUUGAUCAGCAGGCUGCACUGGGGUGUCCUCCCCCCAAAAUCAGCUGAGCACCCUCUCCUCUCUCUAGAAAACACCCUUUCCGCCCUUGGUCCACUCCCCUUCUCAGGUGGCAACUGGGGCUGCUCUUGGGACUGGUCCUCUGCUCCAACUGGUCACUGCCCACUAGGGGAGAAGGCAGACAGCCCUUCAGCCCAGUAGGGGCAGCUUGAGCCCAGCACUGCCCCUCUCAGCAAUAACCACCUCCCCGGAGGCCAGCCGAGAUGUCUGGCCACUUGGCAGCAGGGACUUUCUGCCACUGCAGUCAGAAUUGCUCAGGGGCCUGUGGCUGGAGUAAAGGUGCCCCGCCCCACCCCUACCCCCAGCUGCUCCCCAGCCUCUCUGUGGCAGAGAGGCAGGGAGCAACCUUGUACAUACUGGGGAUUGGGUGUAAUUUGUUUUAUUUUUUUUAAUUCCAUUUUGAUAAUUUUUUUUCCUGCUCUGGAUGGUGGUGGCAAACGGGUG
Balaenoptera musculus (blue whale) is the source of this 2700-nucleotide messenger RNA. It is a transcript of the gene ZNF76, whose product is annotated as zinc finger protein 76. The record is from RefSeq and is a predicted model, not a curated record. Gene Ontology annotation, molecular function: RNA polymerase II cis-regulatory region sequence-specific DNA binding; DNA-binding transcription factor activity, RNA polymerase II-specific. The transcript is spliced from 14 exons. Gene Ontology annotation, cellular component: nucleus. The coding region runs from base 255 to 1967 and encodes 570 amino acids. Gene Ontology annotation, biological process: regulation of transcription by RNA polymerase II; central nervous system development. Lineage: Eukaryota; Metazoa; Chordata; Mammalia; Artiodactyla; Balaenopteridae.